Messenger RNA from Cylas formicarius (sweet potato weevil), 2055 nucleotides. RefSeq names its product probable cytosolic Fe-S cluster assembly factor AGAP009023. The record is from RefSeq and is a predicted model, not a curated record. Gene Ontology annotation, cellular component: cytosolic [4Fe-4S] assembly targeting complex. Lineage: Eukaryota; Metazoa; Arthropoda; Insecta; Coleoptera; Brentidae. Gene Ontology annotation, molecular function: 4 iron, 4 sulfur cluster binding. Gene Ontology annotation, biological process: iron-sulfur cluster assembly. The coding region runs from base 465 to 1919 and encodes 484 amino acids. The transcript is spliced from 9 exons.
AAAUAAAUAUGGAGACCUGUCAGUCAAAUUUCAUUUUCUGACUAAGCCACAUUUUAUUGGAAUGGACUCUUAAACCGACACAAGUGUAGUUUAAAUAAAUCUCCACAUUGAAUGGAGCGGCCAUAAAAAUCAAAUAUUUGUGGUUUGGCAAUAUUGGUGGGCACAUUUCCCACAAGGAACUUCGACAUAAUAUUUAUGAGGUACUUCUGCGGGAGUCCGUUGUUCCAUAGCUCCUACGAAAAUGGGUAUUAAAAGCACCCAUAAUAAAACCUCAAAUUGACGGAUCAACCACUGCGAAGACGAAGUUGCAACUAACCCUAAUGUAUUCAAUUAUUUUUCAUGUAGUUAAUUCAACUUUAUUGUAAUAAGCUGUAGUAGAAGCGUCGAGUUUGCAAAGCGUCAUUGAGAGAAUCGAAAAUUUUAACUAUUUGUGGUUAUGCAUUGCUUAAACGUUUUCUUUAAGAAUGUCUAGAUUUAGUGGCGUAUUACAAUUAACAGAUUUAGAUGAUUUUAUCUCGCCAUCCCAGGAGUGCAUAAAACCAGUGGAAAUAAAAAAGGAAAAAUCGGGAACAGGAUCUAAGGUAAAAAUACAAGAAGAUGGUUCCUAUUUCCAGAUUGAAGAGGAUGGAAGUGCCCAGAAACUACAAAAAGUAGAAAUUACUUUAGCUGAUUGCUUAGCAUGCUCAGGAUGCAUUACAACAGCUGAAAGUGUAUUAGUAACUCAACAGAGUCAAGAAGAACUGUUAAGGGUAUUUGCAGAAAAUAGGAAACUGAAAUUGGAAGGAAAACUGGAUGAUGUAAAAAUCAUAGUUGUGUCUAUAUCUAUGCAGCCAUUACUUUCGUUGUCAGUCAAAUACAAUUUAUUGCCAAAUCAAUGUGCAGCAAAACUAAUCACAUACUUCAAAGAACUUGGUGCUGACAUUGUGGUUGAUAUGGCUAUAGCUGAUGAUUUUGCACUUUUGGAGGCACAGAAAGAAUUUAUUAAAAGAUAUAGAGCGACGGAGAGUGAUGGAGAAAAAUAUCUUCUACCAAUGCUUGCAUCAAGUUGUCCUGGUUGGGUAUGUUAUGCAGAAAAAACACAUGGAAGUUACAUUUUACCAUAUAUUUCAACAACGAAAUCCCCACAACAAAUUAUGGGGUCAUUAAUUAAACAGUGGGUUGGUAAAAAUCAACGUAUAUACCAUGUAACUGUGAUGCCAUGUUAUGAUAAGAAAUUAGAAGCUUCUAGAGAGGACUUUUUCAGUCAAGAAAGUAACAGCAGAGAUGUUGACUGCGUUAUUACAGCAAUUGAGUUAGACCAAAUGUUAGCAAAUGAAAGUGUUAGUUUAAAAGAUCUGCAUGACUCUAAAUUUUCACAGCCAUGGUUGAACUUUCAUGGUGAUGAUGUAUAUCCAUACUUGCUGAAACAUGCAGGCAGCGGAUCUGGGGGAUAUUCAGAUCAUAUAUUUAGAUAUGCUGCCAAAGAGUUGUUUGGCAUAACUCUUAAUGAAAUUCAAUAUAAAAACUUAAGGAAUCCAGAUUUUAAAGAGGCAAUUUUGGAAAGAGAUGGUAAAAUUUUGCUUAGAUUUGCAAUAGCUAAUGGCUUUAAAAAUAUACAAAAUUUUGUUCAGAAAUUGAAACGAGGGAAAUCUCAAUAUCAUUAUGUUGAGGUAAUGGCGUGCCCAUCAGGUUGUCUUAAUGGGGGAGCUCAAGUUAGACCAAAGGAAGGAAUCAGUGCAAAGGAAAUUGUCACAGAAUUAGAGAAAAUGUUCUAUGACUUACCACUUUGUUCUCCCGAUGAUAACAAAUCUGUUAAAAUGCUCUAUGACUGCUGGCUUGGAGGUCAAGACACUGAUAAAGCAUGUGCUAUGUUACACACAAAAUAUCAUGCAGUUGAAAAAACUAUAAAUGCUUUAAAUAUAAAAUGGUUUAUGGCUUAAGCGAGACGUAUUUUACGAGCAACCUAGAGUUAAAUUUAAAGGCCAGUACUUAUUAAUCGCUACAACCAAUAAUUCCAGUAAAGUGAUAAUAUGCAGUUCACUCCCGUUCUAUAAACACUUUCUAGAAUUUCUGGAU